UAUUUGUGUAGGACACAGCUUCUUCGCUUGUCAAUCGGACGACAAGUUGGAUAUAAAAACUUUAUGCGGAACAGAAAUGGCCAAUACGAAACGGAUUCUUGUACCCAUAGACGAAAAGGAACAUUGUGUGAGAGCUUUUGACUGGUACGUAGAAAAUUAUAGACAAGAAAGACAGGAAAUUAUCUUACUUCAUGUUUACAACUCACUUGAUCAUGUCAAGCAAUACUCUAAGGACGAUUCGCAAGAUGCAUCGGAACUUCAAGUUGAUGAAAUGAAGAACAUUUUAAGGGCAGCAAAUGCGCAAGCUUCAGGCAUGCUAGAGGGAUUUGAACAAAAAUGCAAGCAUUUUCAGAUGCCGUUCAAAACCAGAAUUGAACUCGGGUCACCGGGAGAUGCCAUUUGUAAAGUAGCUAAAGAAGAAAAUAUCACCUGUAUUGUACUCGGAAAUCGUGGCCUCGGUGCUUUCCGGAGGACCAUCUUGGGAAGUGUGAGCGAUCACGUGGUUCAUCAUUCACGGGUUCCGGUUUUACUUGUCCCCCCAACGACACAUUUUUGAGGGAUCGUUCUAAGGAACUUUAUCUCGUUCUCAGAUUUAAUUCCUGCGAUUGGAAUCUACCUUAAGACCCCUCCGUUAAUUUAUGCAGAUGAAGAAAGGCUUUAAAAUAAUGUAUAUCUGAAAAAUGACGGCUUGUCAGGAAACAAAAACGAUAUGAAGGUUAGAAAAACAACAAAGCAACUGGAGAAGAAUAACAUUAACUGACAAACAUUAAACAACAAACUUGAAAAACUCAGGCUCAAAAAAAAUCUGGAAAUACUUACUCGAUCUAAGAUGGUUUAUCACCUCUCCAAUAGAAUACGAUCUUAAUUGUAUAACUAUGUACUGAGGAUGUUAAAUUGGUAGACCACAGCAACUGAAUGUUCGUCAAUCAUCAUGAACCCAAACCCAAAGAAAUUUAACGAAGACUUUAUUUAUGUCUUAGCAUCCUAACAACGAAUCCAAAAAGAGAUUAUACUUCUAAUUUCUAGAAGUUAAUUGUUGAUUAAUUGUAAUCUCAAUGGCUAAUCAACUAAGUUUCUUUGCAUCCCAUGUAAGCCAACAAUAUGUUAAAUUAUUUGUCGUUUACUCCCUGCCUUUCAUCGUCUAAGGACAUUUAAUUUUGCUAAAUACUUUUUCUUGACUCAUAAUUAUCAGAUUCCCCAUUAGCGUAGUUCCUUAAUUAAUACAAUACAGCGUAUUUCAACGAUGAAUUCUGAUAGUUUUUAUCACUCUUACUAGUUAUGUUGUCAUGUCAUAUGUCACUAAGACGAUUAUUUGGUCAAAACAUUGAAAUCAUUAAGAAUAAAUAUUAUGAAUUAGAAUUUUUUCUAGUAUCCUGAAAACAGCAUAACUCUUAA
Messenger RNA from Stylophora pistillata, 1395 nucleotides. RefSeq lists its product as uncharacterized. The record is from RefSeq and is a predicted model, not a curated record. Lineage: Eukaryota; Metazoa; Cnidaria; Anthozoa; Scleractinia; Pocilloporidae.